ACUUCGAAAAAGAUUUCAGUUCUCGAAAGCAGACUAGUACUGUAGUAGUUAUUAGUGUCGCACGCUUGUUCUUCAACAGAUAUUUUAUGUAAAAAUAAAGAUCUAUUGAAUUUGUGACUUGUGUAAAGUGUGACUGCUGCAAUAAAGGUCCAGCCCGUGCGUACAAAAACCAUACUUAAUAAUACUUAAUCAUUUUUGUAUAAUCUAAAAUCCGGAAAAAAGUAAAAUUGUUUGCAAGUUGAACCAAUUAACCUAGAAAUACGAAAAAAAUAUUGAAACAAAGCUCCGAGCAAAAUGAUGUGCGAUCCUCAGACCUCUUUCGACAAGCCCACGCGUGUGGAUGGCACUUCGUACAUUGCCGAGGCCAUCGACAAGAAUGAGUCGCACAACAUUUAUCUUUUGUACUCGCUGAACGAUCAAAGCAGCGGUUCGCUUGCUAAGAGUUUAAAGAUCUUCACACGACACGGCAUCAAUCUGCUGCACAUCGAAUCACGUUCGUCGGUACGUGUGCCCGGUUACGAGUUCUUUGUGGAAUGCGACACCACAUCUGGCGCAGUUGGCAAGGCCAUCGAUGAAUUGCGUGAGGAAUGCAGUUAUUUCAAUAUAAUCUCACGUGAUUACAAGGACAACAGCGCGGCGGUGCCAUGGUUCCCGCGCAGAAUAAGAGAUCUCGAUCGGUUUGCUAAUCAAAUUUUGAGUUAUGGAUCGGAGUUGGAUGCUGAUCAUCCCGGUUUUACCGAUCCCGUUUAUCGUCAGAGGCGGAAGUACUUUGCCGAUAUUGCUUACAACUACAAGCAUGGUGAGCCGUUGCCACGCGUCGAUUAUACCAAAGAAGAGACAGAAACUUGGGGCAUAAUAUUCAGAAACCUAACUAAAUUAUAUAAGACACAUGCUUGUCGUGAAUAUAAUCAUGUGUUUCCAUUGCUGGUGGAUAACUGCGGUUUCAGAGAGGACAAUAUACCACAAUUAGAGGAUGUUUCGAACUUUUUGAAAGAUUGUACUGGCUUCACUUUACGCCCAGUCGCAGGCUUACUUUCUUCACGCGAUUUCCUUGCCGGACUUGCAUUCCGCGUAUUCCACUCUACCCAGUAUAUACGGCAUCCCAGCAAGCCGAUGUAUACACCUGAACCCGAUGUUUGUCACGAACUUAUGGGCCAUGUACCGUUAUUUGCUGAUCCCGCAUUUGCACAGUUUAGUCAGGAAAUCGGGUUAGCAUCUUUGAGCGCACCCGAUGCUUACAUUGAGAAGCUGGCGACUAUCUUCUGGUUCACCGUUGAGUACGGCCUGUGUCGUCAAGAUGGUAAUCUGAAAGCUUACGGUGCUGGUCUACUCUCCUCCUACGGUGAAUUGGAGUAUUGUCUUACCGACAAGCCAGAAUUGCGUGAGUUCGAUCCAGAGGUCACCGGUAGUACUAAAUACCCAAUUACACAAUUCCAAGAAGUAUACUAUGUGUCGGAGAGUUUUGAGAGCGCUAAAGAGAAGACAAUUAAUUUUGCCAACUCCAUACCACGUCCCUUCGGUGUGCGCUACAAUGCCUACACGCAGAGUAUCGAAGUACUGGACUCGAAGAAACAGAUUCGCAAUCUGAUGGACGAUAUCAACUCAGAGUUUCAGAUUCUGCAAAAUGCCGUCGAGAAGUUGAAGUUGUAGACAACAAUAACUGCGCAGAAUAUAGAAUUUUCUAUGCAAAUAUAUUUACAGACGAAUAUAUGGAUUUAUUAGACGAAUACUAAAUAAAAUUUUUGAAAAUA
Zeugodacus cucurbitae (melon fly) is the source of this 1751-nucleotide messenger RNA. Its product is annotated as protein henna. Lineage: Eukaryota; Metazoa; Arthropoda; Insecta; Diptera; Tephritidae. The transcript is spliced from 6 exons. Gene Ontology annotation, biological process: L-phenylalanine catabolic process; L-tyrosine biosynthetic process. The record is from RefSeq and is a predicted model, not a curated record. Gene Ontology annotation, molecular function: phenylalanine 4-monooxygenase activity; iron ion binding. Bases 295 to 1650 code for a protein of 451 amino acids.